CGUCGUUGUUUUCUUGACCCCGCCCCUUAUCCUCGGUUGUGUCCACGAAGAUGGCGGCUGCGGAAGAGCUGACUUUGCUGGAGAAGUUACUGGGCUUGAGGAGAGGGAACAAGUAUAGCGCUCAAGGAGACCGCCAGAUUCCAGUCCUUCAGACAAACAAUGGGCCAAGUUUAACAGGUUUGGCUACUAUUGCAGCUCAUUUGGUCAAACAAGCCAACAAAGAGCAUCUGCUGGGAAGCACAGCAGAAGAGAAGGCAGUUGUUCAGCAGUGGUUAGAAUACAGAGUAACUCGCAUUGAUGGACACUCCAGUAAGGAAGAUAUCCGAACUAUGUUGAAGGAUCUUAACUCAUAUCUUGAAGAUAAAGUUUAUCUUACUGGUAAUAAUUUUACUUUAGCAGAUAUUUUAUUGUACUAUGGACUUCAUCGUUUCAUAGUUGACCUUACAUUUCAAGAAAAGGAGAAAUAUCUGAAUGUGUCUCGCUGGUUUUCUCAUAUUCAGCAUUAUCCAGGCAUCAGACAACAUCUAUCUAAUGUUGUUUUUAUCAAGAACAGACUUUAUACUAAUACUCAUUAAAAGAUCAUCAAGAUUUCCAUGCCAUACAGAAGAGUAAUUGAAAAUUGUUUAAAAGAAAUGGGCUUUUGGACUUCGUAACUAACUUAAAUAGAUAACCAGUCCUUUGCAGACUAGAAGAACUUUUGAUAAUGUGUCAAAGUAGGUUUAAUGUUUCAUUUGUUCUUUAGAGUUUAAUUUGCAAUUUUUUUAAAUAAAAAUGCAACUGUAGUUUUAAAAAAAUCAAAUCAAAAUCAAGUUCUAAAUUGCCUUGUUUUAAUGUUUUUGACAAAGUUGAAAUCAGUGACUGUCUUAAUGUAAAAAAAAAAUCUACAGUUCUUCUGUUUAGCUAUUUAUUGACUUCUGUACUAUAUUUUAAAUUUCAAUUUUUCAUCUAUGAAUGUUUACAUUAGUUUUUUUACUAUAAAACUUUAAUAAAUUGUGCCAAGGAGACAGAAAGGGAAGAGAGAUUUAUUUGUUUGUAAAUAUUUAUGUGAUCCAGUAAAUAUGGUUGAAAAAA
Molecule: messenger RNA, 1071 nt
Organism: Sarcophilus harrisii (Tasmanian devil)
Lineage: Eukaryota; Metazoa; Chordata; Mammalia; Dasyuromorphia; Dasyuridae
Gene: EEF1E1
Product: eukaryotic translation elongation factor 1 epsilon 1
Exons: 4
Coding region: 51-575 (174 amino acids)
Biological process (GO): positive regulation of DNA damage response, signal transduction by p53 class mediator
Cellular component (GO): aminoacyl-tRNA synthetase multienzyme complex; nucleus; cytoplasm
Source: RefSeq, a predicted model, not a curated record